AUGCUUAGCGGGAGGGUUCUGGCCUCUUCUGUUCAUCUACAGGCUGCCUCACCUUCUCUCACGGCUCUUCAGGCCUGCAGGAGUCUUGUCGACAACCUUGGAACGAUCGUAGCAUCACAGGUUGAUCGGUCUCCCAGCUCUCACCUACAGACCAUGAGGCAAGCCUUGUUGGUAUCAGGUCAGUUCAAGCCUAAAGACGCCAAAGAGACACGUUCAUUUGUAUCUGAUUUGAUCGAGGUCCAAGACAUGCUCGCUUCUGCUGGGAUGGUGAAUCUCAUGCCUCCACAGUCAGAAAGACUGGUGAAGUUGGCCCGGAUGGAUGCUGCACGAUAUUAUGAUGGACGUAAGGAGAACCAAAUAGUAAAAGCCCUUGCGGGUUUUGGUAUGCCGGCUGAAGUGGUGUAUACUUCCCCAAGACUCAGUCAUAUAAAAGUAGCAUGGAUGAAGGGUGCUUUGGUCAUUCCCCAAGAGGGCUGCGAUGAAGAGAGUCUCCAGCGUUACGCUAGGCGAAUAGCGGAGACCGAGGUCUGUAAGGUUGCAAUUCUGGAUAAAUGGGAUACUGCUAGCAAUCAGAGGCACUACCUCAAGAACGUCCUUGUAGCCUUGCAGCAGGCUGGCCCUGUAAAGAGGCCGGAUAAAUUUCAUCAGUCAAAUUGA
Molecule: messenger RNA, 657 nt
Organism: Perkinsus marinus ATCC 50983
Lineage: Eukaryota; Perkinsozoa; Perkinsida; Perkinsidae
Exons: 7
Coding region: 1-657 (218 amino acids)
Source: RefSeq, a predicted model, not a curated record